This is a messenger RNA of Blepharisma stoltei, 405 nucleotides long. The record is from the annotation of a GenBank genome assembly. NCBI's taxonomy places the organism in Eukaryota, Ciliophora, Heterotrichea, Heterotrichida, Blepharismidae.
AUGCAACUUUUUCUGGAUGGAGACAAAGGAAAAUUCUAUUUAAUUAAGUUUUUAAUUAUGAUUGCAGAUAUUAUAAAUAAAGAAGUGCUGAUUAUUUUGAGAUAUUCUUGUGAUAAAUCAAUAUUUGCCGAAAGUUUAUAUAGAAGUUUCCUAUGUUUGGCGCUGUAAGGCCGAUAAAUUCUGAUCGGAAUUUAUCGGUUGGUUGCACCAAAUCAAUGCCUUGGUCGGACCAAAAAGCGAUUCGGUCCGACGAACUUGGAAAGCUCCUGGGAAAAUGUCUGCGCUUUCAGCGCUAUAUAGAGGAAACCUCUAUAUCAUUGAAAAGUCAAAAAAGGAGCUUCUGAUCUGGAUAGUGAAAAUAUGGAGCAUAAAUUCAUACUUUCAAUAUCUAGAAAAAUUAAAUAA